AAUUGGGAACUGAAAUUCUGAUCUUGUGAAGGAUGUCUCCCUUAACAUAUGCUGAUGUACUUUGUGAUGUUCUAAGAAGUGAGUAAGUGGUGGGAAGGACAGCUGUUAUAAUAUGAUGCAGUGCAUUUCUGCUGGGCAUCAGAUUGUUGCUUUAGCAAAUCUAAGACCCCCUGAAAACCAAGUGGGGUCAGAUGAACUGGAUAGCUACAUGUAUCAGACAGUGGGUCAUCACGCCAUUGAUUUGUAUGCAGAAGCAAUGGCUCUUCCCCUCUAUCGCCGCACCAUAAGAGGAAAGAGCAUGGAUACAGGACGAGUGUACACCAGAUGUGAAGGUGAUGAGGUUGAAGAUCUUUAUGAGCUUUUGAAACUUGUUAAGGAAAAAGAAGAAGUAGAGGGAAUAUCAGUAGGUGCUAUACUCUCUGACUAUCAGCAUGUUCGAGUAGAAAAUGUGUGUAAAAGGCUUAAUCUCCAGCCUUUAGCUUACCUUUGGCAAAGAAACCAGGAAGAUUUGCUCCGAGAGAUGAUAUCAUCUAACGUUCAAGCAAUCAUCAUCAAAGUAGCAGCUCUAGUGAGUCCCUUUCCCAGAGAUACCCACCAGAGUGAUGCUGAUCAUCUUUUUAAUCACUUUUUUGGUUUAGAUCCAGAUAAGCAUCUUGGAAAAACCCUGGACCAAAUGGAGCCUUAUCUCUUAGAGCUUUCUAAGAAGUACGGAGUCCAUGUUUGUGGAGAAGGUGGAGAGUAUGAAACAUUCACUUUGGAUUGCCCUCUAUUUAAGAAGAAAAUAAUUGUAGAUUCAUCAGAAGUAGUCACACAUUCAGCUGAUGCAUUUGCACCUGUGGCUUACCUACGCUUUUUAGAAUUGCACUUGGAGGACAAGGUGUCCCCAGUACCUGACAACUGCAGAACAUCUAAUUAUAUACAUAACUCUUGAAAAGCAUUUUUCUUUCUAAGCUGGUAUUUUUAUAUUUUAAAAAUCACAUAGCAUUUUAUCAAUUAUUAUGUCCCACUUUUUUCAUUACAUUUUUUAUUCUUAGAAAUAUUUAUCUUUAUCAGAAGUUGAUAGAACCAUUGAUUAAUUGGUUAACACAUCCAAUCCAUGAUCUCUGUGAUUGGUACCUUCUUUUUUCCCCUUUUACUUCAUCUGAAAUCUUCAUUUCUGUAACAUUUCUUCGCUUUCAUCACACUGGUUUAUUUUCCUCUUUCUUGUUCCUGCUUUCAUCUCUGCCUAUAGUAUCCUAAUGCAAAGGAAUUUGAAAAUGAGGAUGAAAAGGCAGUCACUGUAUUUAGCUAAUCAAGUUUAUUCUACCGGGCGUCACCAUUUUUGUUUUGAAUAUAUUCAUUGUUUUAACAUUAUUGGACAAUCAAGAAGAAUACCAUUAACUCUUACUGGUUGUUUUAUAACUGAUUAAAAAAUGCAGUUUUUCGGUAUUACCUUUGCUGACUUCAGACUACUUUUAGAGUUUGCAGAAAAAUUGAGCGGAAGGUACAGAGAGUUCCCACACAUGCACAGCACCCCCAGCUGUCAACAUCCCACACCACAACAGUACAUUUGUUACAAUCAAGGAAUUUACACGGACACAUCAGUAUUACCCAAAGACCAUAGUUACAUGAUGAGUCACUCUUGGUGUUGUACGUUCUGUGGGUUUGUACAAAUGCAUAAUGACUUGUAUCUACCAUUAUAGUAUAAUACAGAAUAGCUCUGCCUGUUCAUCCUUCCUUUUCCUCUAACCCCUGGUAACCUCUGAUGUGUUUACUCUUGCCAUAGUUUUGCCUUUUCCACAAUAUCAUGUAGUUGGAAUCAUUUAGUAUGUUGCCAUUUCAGAUUGGCUUCUUUCACUUACUAAUAUGCAUUUGGAUUCCAUUGUGUCUUUUCAUGGCUUAACAACUCAUUCCUUUUUUUUUUUUUUUUCUUAAGACAAUUUUUUAGAGCAGUUUUUGGUUCACAGAAAAAUUGGAGGGCAAGUACAGAAAUUUCCCAUUUACCCCCUGCACCCACAUAUGCAUAGUCUUCCUCAUUAUCAACAUCCCUCCCCAGAGGGGUACAUUUGUUACAAUUAAUGAACCUGCAUUGCACAUCGUAAUCACUCAAAGUUCAUAGUUUACAGUUCACUCUUGGCAUUGUACAUUCUAUAGAUGACAUGUAUCCAUCAUUAUGGUAUCAUACAGAAUAUUUUCACUGCCCUAAAAAUCCUCCAUGUUCUACCUUUCAUCACUUAACUACCUCCAACCCCUGGCAACCACUGAUCUUUUUAUUAUCUCCAUAGUUUUGCCUUUUCCAGAACGUCAUAUAGUUAGAAUAAUAUGGUAUGUGCCAUUUUUAGAUUGGCUUCUUUGACUGAGUAAUAUGCAUUUAAGGUUCCUGCGUGUCUUUUUGUAAGUUUUUAAAUGCUUAAUAAUAUUCCAUUGUCUGGACAUACCAUAAUGUAUUUAUCCUUUCACCUGCUGAAGGACAUCUUGGUUGCUUGAAGUUCUGGCAAUUGUGAAUAAAGCUUUUGUAAAACA
Molecule: messenger RNA, 2502 nt
Organism: Physeter macrocephalus (sperm whale)
Lineage: Eukaryota; Metazoa; Chordata; Mammalia; Artiodactyla; Physeteridae
Gene: DPH6
Product: diphthamine biosynthesis 6
Exons: 10
Coding region: 113-931 (272 amino acids)
Biological process (GO): protein histidyl modification to diphthamide
Molecular function (GO): diphthine-ammonia ligase activity
Source: RefSeq, a predicted model, not a curated record